UCCUUUUGCGUUCUGAGGAGCGGGGGGGGGCGGGGGUUGAGGGCGGGCGCUGUGGGCGAGUCUCUGCCAGGCCCUUUUGCUUCUUGUGGGCGGCAUUGUCAACCUGGUGGUGUAUUUUCUGGAGGUGUAUUUUCAACGUGGUGUGUUUUCUGGGCUGCAAAGGGAAGGGAUUGCUGUCCUUUGUCACAGGCGCGUCUCACUUCAAGAGACAGGGCUGUGGAAGGCUUGUUUGGGCCAGAAGAGUAAAAUCAGCAAAAUGGCAACUGCUCAGAAGCAGAAGAACUGUGCGAGUGCGGUUGUAUUCCCUAAUAAAAUAACCACUGAACAGCAAUCCCUGACGCUCGUGAAGAGGCUCUUGGCAGUGGCAGUGUCCUGCAUCACGUAUCUGAGAGGGAUCUUUCCUGAAAGUGCCUAUGGGACAAGAUACCUGGACGAUCUGUGUGUCAAAAUCCUGAGGGAAGACAAGAACUGUCCUGGCUCUACUCAGCUGGUGAAAUGGAUGUUAGGAUGCUAUGAUGCCUUGCAGAAGAAAUAUCUAAGAAUGAUUGUCCUAGCGGUCUAUACCCAUCCGGAAGAUCCUCAGACAAUUACUGAAUGUUAUCACUUCAAAUUCAAGUACACCCACAAUGGGCCACUCCUGAAUUUCAGCAGCAAGACUAAAGGGAGUGAUUCCCCAAUCACCUGUGCAGACACCAAGAAAGCGAGCAUCCUCCUCAUUCGCAAGAUUUACGUUCUGAUGCAAAACCUAGGUCCGUUACCAAAUGAUGUCUGCCUGACCAUGAAGCUGUUUUAUUACGACGAAGUUACACCACCUGAUUACCAGCCUCCUGGUUUUAAGGAGGGUGAAUGUGAGGGGAUGAUAUUUGAGGGAGAGCCAAUGCACCUUAACAUGGGUGAAGUGCCGACGCCUUUUCACAUGCUGAAAGUUAAAGUGACAACUGACAAACAGAGGAUGGAAAACGCCGAGGAGAGCAUGCUGAAGCAAGGAGAUACUGAUCUGCCCCUCCAGGUGCUCAGAGUGGACAGAGAGGUUCCAGAAGAAAGCCAGCACAUGGAUGAAGACCCAGUGUUAGAUAAUAAAGUGGAAGAUAAUAUUCACGUAAAUACUUUGGAAGCUCAAGACCCGAGUUUCCCUCGUGGAGGGGGUGAAGUUACGAAGGCUGGAGAGAACAGGAGUCUGUACGUUUCUAAUCGCCAGGUUGAUCAUUUGGCAAGUAAGACAUCUGAACUUAAUAUGUCAGAGAGCAGGACAAGAAGCGGGAAGAUAUUUCAAACCUACACUACUGAACCCUCGUCCAGUCAAGACGUGCUGCCAAAAAGGAGAAAAAUCAGUGAGCCGAAGGAGCAGUUUUAGACACUCCUCUCCCGGCUGUUGUCUUCCAGGGUGCUUCUCCACACCACUUCCAUUUGGUUGUUUAAUGCGAUUGUUAACAUUUAAAUGUUCUUUCAGGGACCUUGUUCUAUUUGCAGUCAAAAUGUUGUGGAUUCUAAGGAAAAAUCUACCAAGAAGCCCUGUGGAAUAAAUCAGAAGUUCCUUUCUAUAGGAGGUUGUAUCCCCAUCAGGAAAGAUAGAGGCUGGCUACUGAUGUAACUCUGGAAUAAAAAUUUAAAAAAAUCUGUAACGAAGGUGAUUUGGGGGAUUUGGCUCCCUGCUAACAACGUGCUUAAAUCCUGAUGGCGCUUGUGUACGUUCGUUAACUGCAAGGAGAGAUUUCACUGGUAACAUUUUCUGGGCUGUAUUUCAAAGCUGAGGAACCCCUUGGUCAGAACCUGCCCUCUGGGGCCCAAAAUCCUCGAGUCUCGGGGUUAAUUUCUGGAGCAGGUUUCUUAAUUUCUGGAGCAGGUUUAGGAAAGCUGUUAAGCUGUGUUACAAUUCUUGUUUUUACUACAAAGCAAGCAGAACUAGAACAGUUACGGAUGUUUGAUUCAUUUUUUUCCAGACCAAAGGCACCAGACAAACCCUAAGCAAGCAUUCUUCAUACCUUUAACCACAUACUUCAUGCCAGAAUACCAGGAUUUGUGUACAGAUGUACGUACAUAUUUACGAAUGGUAUGAACCUCUGUCAGGCAUCUGUUCUCAUGGUGUGAGAUGAUUUGAAAGAGAAGCCUGCAUGUAUCAAAAAUGAUUAAUUGCAGGAAUUGGAAAAGGUGCUGAAUUGUUCUGCCAAAAUUAAUUGGUAUUUUUGCAUGUAGUGUAAAAGAAUUGGAGUGAAGCUGUUGCACAGCUCCUGUGUUCGGCUGUGGAUAGCUGAACAUUUCUUGAUAUAUUUGAAUUUAAAUUGACAUCUUUUUAUCAUAUUUGUCCAUUAAAACAGCAUUCAAUUU
Messenger RNA from Cygnus olor (mute swan), 2325 nucleotides. It is a transcript of the gene HORMAD1, whose product is annotated as HORMA domain containing 1. NCBI's taxonomy places the organism in Eukaryota, Metazoa, Chordata, Aves, Anseriformes, Anatidae. The transcript is spliced from 14 exons. The record is from RefSeq and is a predicted model, not a curated record. Bases 257 to 1354 code for a protein of 365 amino acids.